UCUUGCAGCUGUUAAUCGAAACGCACUCGCGCCCACAUCCCACUUACAAGGAAGAGCAGCAGUGAGACACGUACGCGUUGUGUAUUUGUGGUGCAUAGCAUACGGUAGAAGCUGUCUAGGGGCAUAUAUACACACACGGCGACGGAGAUGGGGACGGUGCAGGUGCAGGUGCAAGGUGUGGCGGCGUCGGGGAGGAUGCCGUCCAUGGAGGCGGAGCCAAAGACGCUCACCCUCGAGCAGCUCAAGUACGCAAGGGAGGCGGCGCUGUACGUGGUGAGGACAAGGACGACCGAGGAAGCCAUCAGGAUCUUCACGGAAGGGCUCAAGCCAGUGCGGGGCGUGCGGAAGAUGGGCUCCUCCACCACGGACUCGUCGGACGACGACGUCGAGCUCGGCUCGUCGGAGGAUUCGACGCCGCGCGCUGGCGGCGGCACGGGUUGCCGUCCCCACGGACGCUCCAUCAAGAGAGACAUUGCCACUGCACCGUUCUAGCUUGCGUGUGUUAGUUUGAUUUUACCUUUUCUACGUCUUUUUCUUCGUGGCCCAGUAUUUUAGCUUUAGCAUCGGCCGGUAGCGCGGCAAAAUUUUGGGGUGCGUCCUGGCCUAGAGAAGGCUGCAAGAGACGUGAAGCUGGCCCGCACGACUAGUAUGCCGUUUUGUGUGUGUGCGUGUGCGUGUACAUAGCAGCAGACUACUUCAGUUCUUUGGCUUCAAAUUCUCCUCGUGCUCUUCCAUGCAUGUGGACUCUCACGGGGCAUACAAAUUUCCCUGUUUGUAUU
Molecule: messenger RNA, 779 nt
Organism: Aegilops tauschii subsp. strangulata
Lineage: Eukaryota; Viridiplantae; Streptophyta; Magnoliopsida; Poales; Poaceae
Source: RefSeq, a predicted model, not a curated record